CACCACCUAUUGCUCUCUCUGUUCUUUUCUUCAACUUAGGCUUUUGUACGUGAAAACCAGUAGACAUAGUAUCGAAACUCAUUGGUAGCAACUACAGCGCUUAUACGAAAAACCCAGCAAUAUUAGCAACAGUCGAUGCCGGUCAAUCUCAUUCCAGGCGAGUUCUCGCCAUUCACAAUUGCCGUCGCUGUACUCAGUGGCUUCAUUGUGUUUUUCGGCUAUGUUUCCAUGUUCCUCAAGGAACGUCUUUUCUUGUCCGAAGCAUUCGUGGCACUGAUUGUCGGGAUCAUUGCUGGUCCGCUUGUUGCCAAUGGCAUCAAUCCGUACGGCUGGGAUAACAAUGAUGAGAUAACCAAGCAGCUGACCCGCUGCAUUAUUGCUAUCCAGGUGAUGGCCGUUGGAAUUGAAUUACCAAAACACUAUCUCAAGAAAGAGUGGCUGACAAUGUUCAUGCUCCUGAUUCCCGUCAUGCUGUUUAUGUGGCUCGUCAGCGGCCUGUUUAUUUACCUGCUGGUACCACCCAUCAACUAUCUCGAAUCUUUGGUGAUCGCCGCCUGUGUCUGUCCGACUGAUCCUAUUCUGGCCAAUUCGGUUGUGAAGGGCAGAUUCGCAGAAAAACACGUACCCGGGCAUAUCCGAAACGCUCUUUCUGCUGAAAGUGGCGCCAAUGACGGCUUAGGGUUCCCUUUCUUAUUUCUUGCCAUCUUUCUGCUUGGUGAGGAUCAUGUCGGCAAGGCUAUCGGCAAAUGGAUCUAUGAGACCUGCCUCUUCCAGAUUGCGCUUUCAUGCAUUAUUGGCGUGGUCGUAGGCUAUGUUGCCCGUAAAAUGCUACAGUGGUCCGAGCGACACCAUCUCAUCGAUAAGCCCUCGUUCCUUUCCUUUGCAAUUGCUCUCUCUCUGUUUUUGAUGAGCAUGACGGGUUUUUCUGGUAGCGACGACGUCUUGGCAUGCUUUGCAGCUGGCAAUGCAUUUUCCUGGGACGACUGGUUUCGAAAAGAGACCGAAGAGGCGCAUUUCCAGGAUGUUAUUGAUAUGAUGCUUAACUUGGCCAUUUUCGUAUAUAUUGGCGCUAUCAUACCAUGGAAUGCGUUUCAUGAUCCGACGUUGGGCUUGACACCAUGGCGACUUGUCGUCAUUGCUAUCCUUAUCCUGCUGUUCCGUCGUCUUCCGAUCGUUCUCUUACUGAAACCAGUGAUGCCUGCAAUGAAAACGUACCGUGAAGCCCUGUUUAGCGGCUGGUUUGGACCUAUGGGAGUUGGUGCUGUGUUCUUGUCCAAGAUCGCCAAAGAAGAGUUAGAGCAGGUGUACCCAAUUGUUGAAGGUCAAGAAGAAGCGGUAGCGAUUCGACUCAUCAACCCUGUCGUUUUAUUUAUCGUCAUGUCAUCGGUCUUUAUUCACGGUACAACAAUUCCAUUAUUUAAACUCGGCAAACGUAUUCGAAGCCGUACCCUGUCAUUUGCAAGCACCAGCAGCAAUCCAAUGAUUAUGCGUAUUCCCAAACUCUCGACAGGCGGUGCCUCUUCUCGUCGACAUCAGCAUCAUCACCACCACCACCCUAGACGACCACAAAGCAGCCCAGACUCGUCCUUGACUGAGACGGAACGAAAUACGAUGAUCAAUACAGCGCAUCGACGUCAUAACAACGAUUCUGAAAGUAGUGAAGAGACGACGAUACAACCUGACUAUGCAAUUGAUAUGCAGCAAGCUGACGGAUCUGAUAUUCCAGAAGAAGAAUUUUUGCCUCCAGAUGAGAAUGAACCAUAUCCUAGCAACAGAUUAUCACAUCAACAGCUUCAGCCACCGCCCUUGAGUCACCAGCAGAAUCAACAACAUGCCCACUCGUUACCGUCGACACCGUUGGAGUCGCAAAUUAGAUUCGUUGAGCCCAUAAAGCCUCGCACAUCGUCACAACUGCAAACAGAAGACACGAAUACGAGUGGGCAUAGCGGAAAAAGCAGUGGCAACAAUGGUAGAAGAAGUUGGCUGGAGAGAAACCGCAACGAAGAUCAAGACGAUAGUCAACAUCGCGGUAGCAGCAACAAGUCCAAAUUCCACAUAUUCCGUGGAAAACAUCAUCAAAAGAAAGCGCCACGGUCAGAAAAAGAGGCGGAGAACAAUCUUGACCCGCGUGCUGAAGAAGCCUUCCACACGCCACUAAAUCCUCGUAUUGAAGUAUGGGAGGAGGAGGACAACAUUAUCAUCGAGGAUACCCAAGACGAUACGCCCCAAAUCGUCAUCAACAAGAGCGAGCAGCCCAACUGGCGCGAAAUCGUCAAGCGCACGGUCGAUGAAAAAAACCAUGCAAUCCGUAGCGAGUCAGCUACCGCCCGUUCUGACAAGUCGUUUUCAUCUUCAUCGACGGCGACCAGCGCAACUUCUCGCAACAACAAUAGUAAUAACAGCCACUCAUAAACAUACAAUAUAGCAUGCCUUCACGCCCACCUCUUCUCCCUCUAUUGCAACUUUUUCUGCUUUUCAUAGUGUUUAAUUGCUAAGUGAUAUGGCAGCCCCCGGAAAAAGAAACUCACCUACGCAUACACAUUACACAGCUUAUAAUCACACCCUUUAAUGUACAGAAGUGCUGGUAAAAAAAGGAAGGAAUUUACUCUCUUUCAUAUUUUUACAAUACGACCGUAUCAAUAGUAUGCAGUACAAGGCUAUCGUUAAGAAAUUUCCAAAAAAG
This is a messenger RNA of Zychaea mexicana, 2683 nucleotides long. Its product is annotated as Sodium/hydrogen exchanger family-domain-containing protein. Gene Ontology annotation, molecular function: sodium:proton antiporter activity. Gene Ontology annotation, biological process: proton export across plasma membrane; regulation of membrane potential; sodium ion export across plasma membrane. The transcript has 10 exons. The record is from RefSeq and is a predicted model, not a curated record. Bases 136 to 2412 code for a protein of 758 amino acids. NCBI's taxonomy places the organism in Eukaryota, Fungi, Mucoromycota, Mucoromycetes, Mucorales, Lichtheimiaceae. Gene Ontology annotation, cellular component: plasma membrane.